AUGGCGGCCGUGGGAGCGGCGGCGGGGUUGGGGAGCGCUGACUUCUCGGACCUGCGGGAGAUCAAGAAGCAGCUGCUGAGCGUGGCGGAGCGCAGCCGUGAGCGCGGUUUGCAGCACAGCGGGAAGUGGGCCUCCGAGCUGGCGUUCGCCCUGGAGCCGCUGCUGCUGAGCGAGCUGCCGCCGCCGUCUGCGCUCACGGAGGAGGAUGCUCGGGAUCUGGAUGCCUACACAUUAGCCAAAUCUUAUUUUGAUCUAAAGGAAUAUGACAGAGCUGCAUAUUUCUUACGGGGCUGCAAGAGUCAGAAAGCUUAUUUCUUGUAUAUGUACUCUAGAUAUCUGUCAGGGGAAAAGAAGAAGGAUGAUGAGACAGUGGAUAGUUUGGGACCACUGGAAAAAGGACAGGUGAAAAAUGAAGCUUUACGAGAGCUUAGAGUUGAGCUCAGUAAGAAGCACAAAGCACAGGAACUGGAUGGAUUUGGCCUUUAUCUGUAUGGUGUUGUGCUGCGAAAGCUGGACCUGUCUAAAGAAGCAAUAGAUGUAUUUGUUGAAGCUACUCAUGUCUUACCUUUGCACUGGGGAGCUUGGCUGGAACUUUGCAACUUGAUUACAGAUAAAGAGAUGUUGAAGUUCCUGUCCUUGCCAGAUACAUGGAUGAAAGAGUUCUUUCUUGCACACAUUUAUACAGAGCUCCAGCUGAUAGAGGAGGCUCUGCAGAAGUAUCAGAGCCUCAUUGAUGCAGGAUUUUCUAAAAGCACAUAUAUCAUCUCUCAGAUUGCAGUUGCCUACCACAAUAUACGAGAUAUUGACAAAGCUUUAUCUAUCUUUAAUGAGCUAAGGAAACAAGAUCCUUACAGAAUAGAAAAUAUGGACACUUUCUCCAACUUGCUGUAUGUCAGGAGCAUGAAGCCUGAGCUGAGCUACCUGGCUCACAAUCUCUGUGAGAUAGACAAGUAUCGUGUUGAGACCUGUUGUGUAAUUGGAAAUUAUUAUAGCUUACGUAGCCAGCAUGAAAAAGCAGCACUGUAUUUCCAGAGAGCCUUGAAACUGAAUCCUCGUUAUCUGGGAGCCUGGACGCUUAUGGGACAUGAAUAUAUGGAAAUGAAGAACACAUCUGCAGCUAUCCAGGCUUAUAGGCAUGCAAUAGAGGUGAACAAAAGGGAUUACAGAGCCUGGUAUGGUUUGGGGCAAACCUAUGAAAUCCUUAAAAUGCCGUUUUACUGUCUCUAUUAUUACCGACGGGCCCACCAGCUCAGACCCAAUGAUUCUCGUAUGCUGGUUGCUCUAGGAGAGUGCUAUGAGAAACUCAAUCAGUUGGUGGAAGCUAAGAAGUGCUAUUGGAGGGCUUAUGCUGUGGGAGAUGUGGAGAAAAUGGCAUUGGUGAAACUAGCAAAGCUGCAUGAACAGCUGAAUGAAUCUGAACAGGCUGCUCAGUGCUAUAUCAAAUACAUCCAGGAUAUCUAUUCCUGUGGGGAGAUAGUGGAGCAUCUGGAGGUUAGCACUGCCUUCCGUUACCUUGCCCAGUACUACUUCAAGUGUAAGCUCUGGGAUGAAGCCUCAGCUUGUGCUCAGAAAUGCUGCUCAUUCAAUGAUACUAGAGAAGAAGGAAAGGCGCUGCUGCGGCAAAUCUUACAGCUUCGCAACCAAGGAGAGACCUCCUCCACAGAGAUUGCUACUCCCUUUUUCCUCCCAGCAUCCUUGUCAGCCAAUAGCACUCCCACACGUCGUGUCUCCCCGCUCAAUCUGUCUUCUGUUACACCAUGAGCGAUGCUGGUACCUCUCACCUGUGUGUUGAAUGUGAUGUUGUGGAUGGGACUUGCAACCACCUAGUGUUUUCCAGUGAAAUUUUUAUGUUCAGUGUUGCCUUCAUGGGUAAGGAAGGAGGGUAAAGAGCGACUGGAGCCCACAGCUGAAGACGGGUUGCCCAAAUAGGCAAACGUGCAGCCUGCUUGAAAGUGCCUACUCUUAUAUGUGAGAACAUGCUCUACUUUUCACCAAGUUAUUGCGGUCGAGAGAGCAGACAUGUUCCAAUACAUGGGUCUGCUAAUAGAUCAUGGCAGGAGACUGACUUCAUGAGUUUGUGUGCCUCUGGUCCUUCUCUGAACUUCUCUGGAUAACCUUCUGUCUGCCUGGCUGCUUAAGAAUUUUUGACUGUCUUGAGUUACAGAGAUGAUGAAGCAGUAUAAGACACAUAAAGACAGUUUCCAUGCCUAUGUCAAAGGACUGAAAAGUGUUAGGAAUUUCAGACAACCACGAAGGACAGCUGUUUGUUAGAACCACAGGUAAAACAGCAGAUAUUUUGACUGAGUAGAAAGGCAGCCAGUAGGAUAGCACAGCUUCAAAAAAAUAAAAUGAUUAAGUUACUGUCCUCGGA
This is a messenger RNA of Lagopus leucura (white-tailed ptarmigan), 2371 nucleotides long. It is a transcript of the gene CDC23, whose product is annotated as cell division cycle 23. Lineage: Eukaryota; Metazoa; Chordata; Aves; Galliformes; Phasianidae. The transcript is spliced from 16 exons. Gene Ontology annotation, biological process: cell division. The coding region runs from base 1 to 1761 and encodes 586 amino acids. Gene Ontology annotation, molecular function: protein binding. The record is from RefSeq and is a predicted model, not a curated record. Gene Ontology annotation, cellular component: anaphase-promoting complex.